CCUGGAGUCCUCUGGCUUCACCCAGAUACAGGGCUGUUGUGUCCCAGGCCCCCAAGCCUGUUGUCCCAGACGCAGUCCCAUCUCUGGCCCCGGUGCAGGACACCAGGCGCUGGGCACACUCCCUGCCCACACGGGAGCUCCAGGGGACAGCGCACCCUGAGCCAAGGCAGCGCCCGGAAGGAGCUGUCACCAAGCGAGGCUGGGUCUCCCCCAGCAGGGAGUCCAGGCGCCUGGGGGCUGAUUCAGUUCCAGGGGGAGUGGAUUGUCCUGGCUCUGGCAGGCAGCACCCACAAGACGGCAGACAGGUCUCUGCUGAGCCCUUUCACGGCAACGUUUGUCCAAAAUCAGAACGACCGCUGGGAGGUGUCGUACGCUAUGAUCCGGAGCAAGCGCUGUGUCACCUGGUCUUACGUGCUGAUUUCUGAGACCCAGGUUGGGAAAUUCUCGGUGGUCCACAGUGGAGGGUCCCAGGCAGACCAGGAGGAGGUCCGGGUGUACGACACGGACUACGCCUCCUUCGCCCUCCUGCUCUCCAGGAGAAAUUCAGGCAGCCAGAGCAUCCUCAGGGUCAGCCUGCUCUGCAGAGCGUGGGCCAUAAAGCCCCAGGUGCUCCGUAGAUUUGUCUGCCUGGUCCAAGCCCAGGGCCUCGCGGACCACCACAUCGUCUUCCCAGACCUGUCAGACUUCCUCAUCCGUCCAGAUUCCUGCUGAUGGACGGACUCGCUCUCCCGAGCCGGGCCCUGCCUCGCUGCCCCCUUCUCCCUCCGCUCUCAGCAUAAAAUAAACGCACUGUUGGGAUC
Messenger RNA from Sus scrofa (pig), 800 nucleotides. It is a transcript of the gene LCN12, whose product is annotated as lipocalin 12. The record is from RefSeq and is a predicted model, not a curated record. Gene Ontology annotation, molecular function: small molecule binding. Lineage: Eukaryota; Metazoa; Chordata; Mammalia; Artiodactyla; Suidae.